UUGGGAAUGGAUAAUCCCACGAUCGCCCCGGUGCCGGCGACGCCGGCGCGUACAAGGAAGGACGGCCAGGCGCUCGUGCACGGCGAGCUGGUGCUGUGGGAGGACAAGACCUGGGUCGAUGUGUGCCCAGUCCCGUGCUGCUGCCUGGCGGCUCUCUGCUGCAGCGCCACCUCGUGGACCGUCACCACGCUGCGCAUCGACAAGCAGUCUGGCUGCUGCGGGACGACGGAAAGGACGCUCGACCUCCGCCGCGUGACGGAUCUCUCGUACCAGGCGAGCGCGUGCUGCUGCUGCUGCCGCGGGACGGUGGUGGUCCACGCCGCGGACAAGGACACGGGCGAGAUGAACAUCACGACGUGGAACACGAAGCCCAUGUACCACAACCUGAAGACAGCGUGGUCGCGCGUCAAGGCCGGCACCGCCGUCUCAAUGGCGGAUGCCGACGGCGACGGCAUCGCCGACGGCGACGCGUCGUAGGUGGACUUGACACGGCGUGUGGUGAGCACUUGCGGUGCGCCACGCCGUUUUUCCGGCGUCCCGACCCGACACCACGCGCUAAUUACGGGUGUUGAUCACAGUGUACGUCGGCCGCGCACCCGUGUGCGUCCACUACAUAACCGCGCGCCGCACACACGUCCAGCUAGUUCAUGUGUGUUUUGUGUGUGUAGCUCCCCUCUCGACACACGACUCGCGAA
This is a messenger RNA of Emiliania huxleyi CCMP1516, 695 nucleotides long. RefSeq lists its product as hypothetical. The transcript is spliced from 3 exons. The record is from RefSeq and is a predicted model, not a curated record. NCBI's taxonomy places the organism in Eukaryota, Haptophyta, Isochrysidales, Noelaerhabdaceae. Bases 7 to 477 code for a protein of 156 amino acids.